AUGUCCCAAUUAAAAUUAUUAUUAUGGAAGAAUUUGCUGCAACAAAUUCGCUCUCCCAUAUUUACUGCAUUAGAAUUUAUCGUUCCACUCUUACUAAUUGGUACCGCAUUUGGCUUAAUGAUUACGCUACGACAUAAAUAUGAACUUUCAUAUCCACGAACAACAUAUAAGCCAUGGAUAAUUCAAGGAUCAAUCAUUGAUUUGAUUAUGCCACCAGAUCUUUCGAAAAUAUUUGUCGAUACUAUUGUUGACACCCGUUAUAUAAUAAGCGGUGAAAAAUUUACUAAUGAUUGCACAUUUCUGAAUGUUACCAGACAAUCAAAUAAUAGCAAUAUUAUUGCAAAUAUUGACUUAGAAAUUGUUUACACUCCAACUAAUCCUGCUAUUGAUGAAAUUAUGAAAAUUAUUCAAGAACGAUAUACCACUUCGGAUAUAUUCGACAAUUUAAAAAAUGAUAUAUUAUUCGAGCGAAUAACGGACUUCAUAAAAAAUUUUGAUGAAAAUACAACAACGUCGAAGAUAUUUAAACUGUCAUCUACAACAAAACUUACACCCAAAGAAAAUGAAAAUGAAUUAGUGAAAUAUAUUGUGAGUUCAAUGUCGAAACAACGAUGCAGCAAUCCUAUCAUUGGUGGAAUUGUUUUCGAUGAACAAUUUGCUAAUUCUGUCAAUGCAACUGAUACUAUUAGUUAUUCAAUUCGAUUAACAAAUACGAAACGUCGCUAUUAUCCAAUACUAAGUACUUUAUUACCAUGGAAUACAGCAAUUAAAUUUGCUAUACCAAUUCAUAUUGGACCACUGCAUAGAUUUAAUCCAAGUGGUGGCAAUCCUGGUUAUUGGCAAGAAGGUUUUUUAACAUUGCAGAAAGCAAUUGAUGUUGCAAUACAGCAAUAUUUAUUAAAUACAACAACCAGUGAUCCAGUCUUAAUGCUUCAACGUUUUCCAUAUCCGCCUUACAAAAAUAUUAUCAUCGAACUUGGCAUAUAUUUCUUAACUACCGUUAUUGCAUUUUCUUUCUUAAUUAAUGUUGUUUAUAUCACACGAACAAUUGUAACCGAAAAAGAAACUCAAAUGAAGUCGUAUAUGAAAGUAAUGGGCUUAUCACAAUGGAUCUUAUGGCUUUCUUAUCUCAUAAGUAAUAUUAUCAAACUAUUAGUAAAUGUGAUUAUUUUAUCUGCACUUUAUUACGUUAUCACACCAAAAAGUAAUCCAACCAUAGCAUUCGUUUUAUUCAUCCUCUAUUCAUUUAACGUGAUAUAUGUGGCGUUUACUGUUUCAGCUUUCCUUCAUUCAGGUGCUGCUGCAAUGCAAGUUAUGCCGUUCGUAUGGGUUGUAUUAUAUGGCUGGCAUCUACUCUUUAAUGUUAAAGAUUUAAUUUCACCUUUUUCACCAUCAAUUCGUUUGUUGAACUCACUAAAUCCUAAUAUUGCUCUCACGUAUGCAUUAGGUUUCAUGUGUCGAUAUGAAACACUUGGCACUGGAGUGUCUUGGUCUCAGUUAUUUGUAAAUGCAACACCAGAUGAACAUCUAACAAUAGGUCACUUCUUCAUGAUGCUUAUCAUUGAUGCCAUUAUUCUUGCUAUCAUAACCUGGUAUGUCGAAGCAGUGAGUCCUGGAUUUGAUGCAGUACCACAGAAACCAUAUUUCUUCUUGCAACGAUCUUAUUGGUGUGGAAGGAACGUAAUUCAAAAUUUCACUAAACAUAUUCCAACUGAUUUCAAUGAUUCAUUAAACAUUAAUCCAUCAUUCAUUGAAGCUGCACCAAAAAAUUUACAUCCUACUGUGGAAAUUGUUGAUUUGUGCAAAAUUUACCAAAAAUCUUUUUUACACAAACUUCUAUACUGUAAUUUUAAUGAGAAAGAAACAAAGGCUGUGGAUCAUUUGUAUGCAAAAAUAUAUUCUGGUCAAAUAACAGUAUUGUUAGGGCAAAAUGCUGCUGGCAAAAGUACCACAUUUUCGAUUCUUACCGGUGUUCGACAACCAACUAGCGGUACAGCAUAUAUCGAAGGUUAUGAUAUUCGGAAAGAUCUACCGGAAAUUCGAACUCGGAUUGGAUUUUGUCCACAAUAUAACAUUAUUUUUGAUUGCUUAACUGUCAUGGAACAUCUUGAAUUCUUUUGCAAGUUGAAAGGGCGUGAUUGGCAGGUGGAAGAAGCGAAUGGCCUAUUGCAUAGGCUUAAAAUUGAUCAUAAAGCAGAUGUUUAUGGACGCUAUUUAUCCGGUGGUCAAAAGCGUAAAUUAUCUUUGGCGAUUGCGCUUAUUGGUUACUCUGAGGUUGUUCUAUUAGAUGAGCCAACUUCCGGAAUGGAUCCGGAUGCACGUAAUGAAACUUGGUCAUUACUUCAGGAUGAAAAGAAAAGCCGUACAAUAUUACUUACAACACAUUACAUGGAUGAAGCGGAUAUUUUAGGCGAUCGGAUAAUAAUAAUAGCUUACGGCAGAUUACAAUGCAUCGGUUCAGGAUUAUUUUUAAAAAAAAAAUACGGUGGUCAAUAUCGGUUAACGGUAUUGUAUAAUAAGAAUAAGGAAGCAAAUGAUCAUGCCGCAACAAUAUUAAAGACUUUAGCUUUACUUCGUCAAUUCAUUCGCGAUGUUGCAAUCCAUUCAUCGAAUGGUUUUGAAGUUACCUUUUUGUUACCUGCAGAUCAGCGACAAAACUUACCGAGCUUAUUUCAACAAUUGGAGGAAAACACUGAUCUUCUUGGGAUCAGUACAUUUGGUGUAUCGGUGACAACAAUGGAAGAAGUUUUUUGGAGAGUAUGUCAAGAUGCUACCGAGAAAUUGUUGUCUGUAACAGAUAAUGACAUUCCAGAAAGCAGGAUUCAUCAUUUUGAUGUUUCUGAACUGAGAUAUGAAAAUCGGUUACAAGGUUAUUCAUACUAUCUGCAACAUUUUCGAGCAAUGUUUCACAAACGCCUUGCAUAUUUCUUCCGGAAGCGCAUAUUUUUUUUUCUUGAAUUAUUGUUUCCGGUGAUUUCUAUGCUACUUAUCAUGGAAGCAUACAUGAUGAUACCUGUACCAAAAGAGCAGCCUAGGCUUCUGAUUGACCUUCAACCCUAUUGUAGCAAUGGAAUUAAUGCUAAUAUUAAUGUAAAAAAUACAGCAGCAAAAUAUUUUCAAGGAAACCUUUCAGAAGUAAUACAACAAGCAGCUUCUAUAAAUAAUAUGUAUAAAUGUCCAUUUCAAUUGACUGCCACUGAUGAUAUUAUCAAUGAAUUAAUUGAAAGCUUGGAUAAAGAAAAAGAUCGUAGCUUUGGUUUACAUAAUCCAAUUGCAUAUAAUUAUUUCAGUAAUUUCUUGUUUGAUGAUUGGUUCAUCGCAAUGUUCAAUAAUUAUGCAUUACAUUCUCCUUCACUAGCAGUUAAUCUUGCUGAUACAGCAAUUAUAAAUAGAAAUAUUCAACGAAAUAUCUCUAUACAGGUCAGCAAUCAUCCAUUACCUCCAGCAGCAACAGAUACUCUCAAAAGUCAAGAUGUCAUUAAUCAAGCAGCAUUAACAAUCGGUUUUGCAGCUAUCAUGUCAAUGAGCGCUCUUGUCGCAAGUUUUGUUAAUUUCAUUAUAUAUGAGAGAACGACAAAAUCGAAACAUAUGCAGAUAAUUUGUGGAUUACGACAUUGGACUUAUUGGUUGACAGCAUUUCUAUGGGAUUUUACAGUUUUCCUAAUACCUGCUACACUUUGCAUUAGCGUCUUUUUUAUAGCUGAUUUAAAAGAAUUUACAACUGACAGUACGAUAACAAUAACAAUAUAUUUAAUUAUGUUACUUUAUGCUUUUGCUGAAUUACCGUUUGUUUAUUUCUGUUCGUUGCUGUUCAAAUCGCCAGCUAAUGGAAAUGCAACCAUAUGUGUUUAUAAUUUUAUAACAGGUAUGAUCGGUGCUGUUGCUGUUUCGAUUGUUGAAAAAGCGAGUGGUAGUGAUACGGCAAAUACACUUUCUAUCAUUUUUUCAUUACUAUUUCCUACUUAUAAUUUAAGUCUUUGCUUUUCGAAAACUUACACAAACGAGCAUACACGUAAAGCAUGUGGAAUUGUUAAUUGUUCAAUUGAAGAAGUUCGUAAGAUGGCCAAAGAAUGUUGUGGUAAUAGUGAUGAACGACUUUAUAUUGAUAAUAUGCUAACAAGUACGGGUAAAAUGGGAAUAUUAUUAAUGAUUAUAUUUUUAUUUCUUCAUUCAAUCUUCUUUUGGCUUCCUAUUGCUGCUUAUGAAAUAAAUUUUAUUGGAAUUAUUAAACGAUGGUUGCAAAAAAAUAUUAAAACAAAUGAUAAGAUAACUUGCGUAGAAAAUUAUCCAAUUUGUGAUGAAGAUAUGAAUGUGAUGAUGGAAAGAGAAAAAGUAAAUAAAAUGACAAAUAGCGAUGCUUUGGUGAUCGCUCGUAAUCUCGAGAAAUGUUAUGGAAAGCUGAACGCUGUCAAUAAGAUUAAUUUUCAUGUUGAAAAAGGCGAAUGCUUUGGCUUAUUAGGUGUAAAUGGUGCUGGUAAAACAACAGCAUUUCAAAUGUUAACUGGUGAAAUUAAGAAUUGUGCGGGUGAUGCUUACAUUCAUGGAUUCAAUAUUCAAACUCAAUGGAGAAAAGCAUAUGAUCAUAUCGGAUACUGUCCACAGUUUGAUGCAAUUAUUGAUGAAAUGACUGGCCAGGAAACGUUACAGAUGUUUGCACGGUUACGUGGGGUCAGAGAGUGUGAUGUUAUGCGAAUAAUCGAUUCGAUGAUUCAUGCUAUCGCACUUGAUAAAUAUAGAAACAAUAUGAUUAAAACAUACAGGUUAUUUUUAAAAGUGAUCGGCGAGUUGCCGGUACUUCCAUCCGAUGUCACUUCCGACAUAGAAUUUCAAAUUAAAGCAGUCAAUGGACAUGAAGGAUCUGUUAUGAAGAAGGGAAAAUACAAAGGUCAAAUUAUGGGUUUGUUCACUAGUGGCGGUGAUGCACCUGGAAUGAACAGUGCGGUACGUGCCAUAGUUCGAGUUGGUUUAUAUCUUGGUGCACGGGUAUUCUGUAUCCAUGAAGGAUAUCAGGGUAUGGUUGAUGGUGGGAAGUUUAUUAAAGAAGCUACUUGGGAGACAGUUUCUGACAUUAUCCAGAAGGGUGGUACAGUGAUUGGUUCAGCACGUUGCAAAGAUUUUCGGGAGCGAGCAGGACGAUUGAAAGCAGCGGAAAAUCUCAUUCGACAUGGUAUUACAUCAUUGGUUUGCAUUGGUGGUGACGGAUCGCUGACAGGUGCCAACACAUUCAGAAAUGAAUGGUCUGGAUUGGUGAAGGAAUUAUUAAAUGCAAAGGUUAUUACCAAAGAAGAUGCCGAGAAAUGUAAAUCAAUUCAAAUUGUCGGAAUUGUCGGUUCAAUUGAUAAUGAUUUCUGUGGUACCGAUAUGACGAUUGGGACGGAUACUGCGUUGCAUCGAAUCACAGAAGCUGUCGAUUCAGUCCGUUCAACUGCUCACAGUCAUCAACGAUGUUUCGUUAUUGAGGUGAUGGGACGCCAUUGUGGAUAUCUAGCAUUAGCCGCAUCACUAGCACUGGAUGCGGAUUUCUGCUUCAUUCCGGAAUGGCCACCGCCAGGUCGUUGGGAAAAUACUUUAUGCAAAAAGCUAAAACAAAUGCGUGAGGAUGGAAAUCGUGUCAACAUUGUGAUUGUUGCCGAAGGAGCCAUUGAUCAGAACGGAAAAGCAAUAUCGUCAAAUGUGAUUCGGGAUGUAAUUAAGAAAAAUAUGAAAUAUGAUACUCGUGUCACAAUUUUAGGGCAUAUCCAACGUGGUGGCAGUCCAUCUGCAUUCGAUCGGUUGCUAGGUUGCAGGAUGGGAGCAGAAGCUACGAUAGCAUUAAUGGAAAUGAACGAUGAAUCGGAACCCUGUGUUGUUUCCAUUGAUGGGAAUCAGAUGGUACGGAUUCCAUUGAUGAAAUGUGUGGAACGUACGAAAGCUGUCAAAACAGCAAUGGAUGCUAAGGAUUGGGCAAUGGCUCUAAAACUACGUGGUCGUAGUUUUCGACGGAACGUGGAAAUGUACCGUACUCUAUCUAAAAUCUAUAAACAUGAACCAAUAUCGGAGGGCUUUAAUAUUGCUAUUAUGAACGUUGGUUCACCGUGCGCUGGUUGCAAUGCAGCAGUGAUGAGCUGUGUCCGAACGGCUAUCCUGCAAGGAUGUAUCCCGUACUGCAUCUAUAAUUCCAAUGAAGGCCUUGCUUCGGGUCAGUUUCAAAAAAUGGAAUGGAACGAUGUAACAUUAUGGUCAGCAGAAGGCGGUUCAUUCCUUGGCUCUCAGCCUGCUCUUCCUAAUGAUGAUACUCUACCAUUGAUGGCUAAGAAUUUACUACGUUUCAAUAUCCACAGUUUGAUUAUAAUUGGUGGUUUCAAUGCUUAUCACACAUGCUUAAUAUUUGCUCAAAAUCGUAAAAAUUUUCCACCAUUCCGGAUUCCAAUGUGUGUCAUUCCGUCCACUAUCAAUAAUAAUGUGCCGGGCACCGGAUUUACUCUUGGUGCUGAUACAUCAUUAAAUGAAAUUUGUAAAAUGAUCGAUAAAAUCAAGCAAUCAGCAACUGGUUCCAAGCGUCGUGUUUUUAUUAUCGAAACGAUGGGAAACUAUUGUGGUUAUUUGGCCACUUUAUCAGCAAUGGCAAGUGGUGCCGACGCAGCUUAUAUCUAUGAAGAAAUUUUCAACGUACAUGAACUGAUCAAUGAUAUACAUGUCAUUGCGGAAAAGAUGAAAACUGGAGCUCAACGUUACUUGAUAGUUCGGAAUGAAAAAGCAUCAGAUAAUUACACGUCUGAAUUCAUCCGACAACUAUUUACCGAAGAAGGUAAAGGUAUUUUUACAACUCGAACCAAUAUUUUGGGUCAUACUCAACAAGGUGGCAAUCCUUCACCGUUUGAUCGACUUUUUGCUGCAAAGAUGGGCGCUCGAGCGGUUGUUCAUCUUCUCGGACAAAUGAAAGAAUUUAGGAAGACAAAUCUUUGCCAUCCUGGUACAGCAACACUACAGGGUUUAAUUGGCAAAUAUGUUUGUCUAACACCAGUGGAAGAAUUAAUGGAAGAUGCCGAUUUCGCUCAUCGUCUACCCAUGGAACAAUGGUGGAUGAAGCUACGACCGCUGUUGCGUAUACUUGCAAAACAUGACUUUUGA
Molecule: messenger RNA, 7110 nt
Organism: Cercopithifilaria johnstoni
Lineage: Eukaryota; Metazoa; Nematoda; Chromadorea; Rhabditida; Onchocercidae
Source: the annotation of a GenBank genome assembly